AUGGACCCCCAGUCUGCCCUCCCACUGCAGCUGCAUGGCAACAGUUUUGCUAUGAGCUCUGGACAAGUGCCACAACUAAGCGUGGGAUGUGUUGAAGAAGGAGGAGGUGGAGGCCAAGAAGCUGAACUUAAUCAACACAUGACCUCCUCUGCUCAUGUCAGUUGCAGGUUGAACCCAGGUGAACAGCUUCAGUGCCCACUGGAGCCUCUGGUUCACUGCCAUGCCAAGGGCAAGAUGGACAUCGAGAGCAGGGGCUGCAGUCUACUCACCAUCUGCCGCUCAGGAGUAAUUUUUCCCUGGAUGAAGCCACGGACAACUGAUUCUGAACAAUCUGCCAGAGGAAGGCUCUGUGUCAGGAGCGAGAGAACGGCCUUCACCAAAGGCCAGCUGCUGGAGCUGGAGAAGGAGUUUCACUUCAGCCCUUACCUGCGUCGUCCUCAGCGGCUGGAGAUGGGUGCUGGGCUGCAACUCACCGACCGCCAGGUCAAGAUCUGGUUUCAGAACCGCAGGAUGAGGUACAAAAAAGAGCGGAGGCAUGGAAAGGUGGCAGGGUCUUCCCAGGGGUCUCCCUAUAACCCUUCCCUCAGCUUGAGCUCAUGUGCCGACCAGCUGAGGUUUCAGGGUGAAUGUGUUGUUAGGACUUCCUCCUCAGAGCUACGCUUCACAGAUUACGCUCCUAUGUCCUCCUCUCUCUUUGGCUCUCACAGUGAUGCCAGCAGUGGUCAGUGUAAUCACCCCGCAGACCUUCCCCAUUUGAGCUGCAUACUUCCAUCUGUUGCAAAUGGUCCUCCACCCUCCUGUACAGGCGCAGAUAGUCAUCACCAUGCUGGCAUUUCAAACUGGCCCUAG
Messenger RNA from Cyclopterus lumpus (lumpfish), 849 nucleotides. Its product is annotated as homeobox protein Hox-B4-like. Lineage: Eukaryota; Metazoa; Chordata; Actinopteri; Perciformes; Cyclopteridae. The coding region runs from base 1 to 849 and encodes 282 amino acids. The record is from RefSeq and is a predicted model, not a curated record. Gene Ontology annotation, biological process: regulation of transcription by RNA polymerase II. The transcript has 2 exons. Gene Ontology annotation, molecular function: DNA-binding transcription factor activity, RNA polymerase II-specific; RNA polymerase II cis-regulatory region sequence-specific DNA binding. Gene Ontology annotation, cellular component: nucleus.